Esox lucius (northern pike) is the source of this 1232-nucleotide messenger RNA. Its product is annotated as mucin-2-like. NCBI's taxonomy places the organism in Eukaryota, Metazoa, Chordata, Actinopteri, Esociformes, Esocidae. The transcript is spliced from 2 exons. Bases 141 to 1232 code for a protein of 363 amino acids. The record is from RefSeq and is a predicted model, not a curated record.
CAGUUGCUGCCACCACAACCACUCCUGCUAAAAUAUCUACCACAUCUGGUCCCACAACACCAAUAGAAGCUGUCACAACAAUUUCAUUAACCCCCACAACACCAGCUGUUCAAACAACAACAUCACCUGAUCUCACAUCAAUGUCAACUACACCCAUCAACACAGGGGCUACCACAACAACAGGUUCUCCAACAGAAACAACAUCUGUUACCUCAAUGACCACAACAGCUCUACCAACAACAACAACGUUGGGAACAACAGUUUUUACAGAAACAGCAACCACACCUGCUGAUAUGACUACCACAUCUGGUCCCAUAACAACAUCAGCUGCUGUCACAACAAUUUCAGCAAAUCCCACAACAACAUCUGUUGCAACAACAACAUCACUUGAUGUCACAACAACUUCUGCUACUCCCUCAACAACAGAGUCUGAAACAACAACAACAGUUGCUGCCACAGCAACCACUCCUGCUAAAAUAUCUACCACAUCUGGUCCCACAACACCAACAGAAGCUGUCACAACAAUUUCAUUAACCCCCACAACACCAGCUGUUCAAACAACAACAUCACCUGAUCUCACAUCAAUGUCAUCUACACCCAUCAACACAGGGGCUACCACAACAACAGGUUCUCCAACAGAAACCACAUCUGUUACCUCAAUGACCACAACAGCUCUACCAACAACAACAACGUUGGGAACAACAGUUUUUACAGAAACAGCAACCACACCUGCUGAUAUGACUACCACAUCUGGUCCCAUAACCACAUCAGCUUCUGUCACAAAAAUUUCAGAAAAUCCCACAACAACAUCUGUUGCAACAACAACAUCACUUGAUGUCACAACAAUUUCUUCUACUCCCACAACAACAGAGUCUGGAGUAACAACAACAGUUGCUGCCACAACAACCACUCCUGCUAAAAUAUCUACCACAUCUGGUCCCACAACACCAACAGAAGCUGUCACAACAAUUUCAUUAACCCCCACAACACCAGCUGUUCAAACAACAACAUCACCUGAUCUCACAUCAAUGUCAACUACACCCAUCAACACAGGGGCUACCACAACAACAGGUUCUCCAACAGAAACCACAUCUGUUCCCUCAAUGACCACAACAGCUCUACCAACAACAACAGCGUUUGGAACAACAGGUUUUACAGAAACAGCAUCCACACCUGCUGAUAUGACUACCACAUCUGGUCCCAUAUCCACAUCAGCAGCUAGUCUGGAGUAA